AUGUACACGAAAACGUUCUGCGGCUUCUGCACGAAAGCCAAAAAUCUCCUGACCGACGUCAAAAUCCCGUAUAAGGUUGGUUUCGAAGGCUAGCUUAUUUUCAGCUUUUAAAACAAUUUUCACCUGCUUUGUUUUUCACUUGGAAAAUUAUUUUAACUUUUUUCAUAGAUUUUUUCCGUUUCAAAAUAUGAAAAAAGGAGAAUCAAAAACGCCCUUUUUUCACGGAAAAAGUAGCCGCCAGUGCUAUGAUUAUCGGCGCUUUAUGGAUUAACUUUAGCCGACUAUUUUCUCAAGAAAAGAUUCAGUAAUCAAUCAAUCAAUCAAAUCGUUUAUUUUGUUGUUUUAGUCUGAUGUAAUCGACUAGGCGGUGAACAAGAACUUUAAAAGCUAUAACGAACAACCGCCUUUGGCGAACUAGAAGUCCACACGUGUAGUCGAAAGAGUUGAAAGCAUGGUCUUACGGUCCUUCGUCUCGUCCUUCUGCGCGUAGUCCAUCCAGUUGCGCCUUGACGAGCUCAGAAUGUAGUGGAUGUUGAGCUGGAGCCCGGAGACCGUGCUCUAGGUGGAAGCCUCAGAAUGAGAGCGACCACUUCGAGUGAAGAUUUUACACGGAAUAAAUGACAAAAAAAUUUGGAUUUUCGAUUCUUUACGACACAAGUCAUUCGCGAUAUUUUUUUCUGCUUUUUAAGGGAAAAAAUAGCUGACAUAAUCAUGAUUAUUUCCAGGGAAAACUUAAACUGAAGCAAAAUUCAGAGCGUAAACUGAAAAUUCUCGAGUUCUAGUUAUAUAUUUUUUUCUACACAUUGCACUUGGCUUUUCUUUUUUUCAAUUUUUUCCGCUAUUCUGCGGUUAAAAACUAUCAAAAUUGUGCAGGAAGUCAACCUGGAUACGUUGAAAAAAGAGCUGGCCGAUCAGGAAUAUACGAGCCGCGUGAAUGGACUUGUCUACACGACUCAUCAGACCACCGUUCCGCAGGUGAUUUUCUGGAAUUGUUAACAAUUUUUUUGGAUGUAUAGGACUUCCGGACUAGACGGUCACUUUUUGAAAGAUCAUUUAGGAAAAAGCUAUUUUAGAAAAAGCUUCUUUCGCAACUUGGCUCUGCGAAUUGCGAAAAAUACAGCAAACAAUUGAAAUUUGAAAAACAAUACAGAAUGAAUUGAAGCACCGUGAAGUUUUUUUAUAUCACGGGGGGUUUUUGGAUGAAGUUUUUUUUAACACCUUUGAGUAUGUCGAAAUGAUUACGGAAAAAUCGAUAAGUGCAAAAAUAAUUGAGUUUAUUUCGUAUUUUUUUCCUUCUUUUUUCAUUAAAAAUAUGAAAUAAUCCAUCUUCAGCAGUUCGCUUAUAAUUUUAAUUCAUUGCUCACGAAAUUCUGUUGAGAUCUUCAUCUGCGGCAAGUUUGUCGGCGGCUUCACAGAACUCGACACGAUGAGAAAGGCUGGGAAACUGCUGGAAGCUGUUGCUCAAUGCUCUGGCGAGAACUCGUCCAAAGAAGAAUGA
Molecule: messenger RNA, 1498 nt
Organism: Caenorhabditis auriculariae
Lineage: Eukaryota; Metazoa; Nematoda; Chromadorea; Rhabditida; Rhabditidae
Source: the annotation of a GenBank genome assembly